Cimex lectularius (bed bug) is the source of this 1648-nucleotide messenger RNA. Its product is annotated as cyclin-A2. Gene Ontology annotation, biological process: regulation of cyclin-dependent protein serine/threonine kinase activity; mitotic cell cycle phase transition. Lineage: Eukaryota; Metazoa; Arthropoda; Insecta; Hemiptera; Cimicidae. Gene Ontology annotation, cellular component: cyclin A2-CDK2 complex; cytoplasm; nucleus. The coding region runs from base 270 to 1517 and encodes 415 amino acids. The record is from RefSeq and is a predicted model, not a curated record. The transcript has 6 exons. Gene Ontology annotation, molecular function: cyclin-dependent protein serine/threonine kinase regulator activity.
CGCCUCUCAGCAACGGCAGUUACGACGGGCCUUCGAACGACGUGCGACUUCUCGCCAAACCGUCCUCAGUCGCCAGCCGGCCGCGUUCUUUCGGAUGCUAAUAACAAACGAAUACCCGUCCGCGCGUCUUCCCCUCCGUCCGUCCGCGUUCAUGCCGUCUCUGUAGUUUAGCCGAUAUUUUAAUAAUUCACCAGGGUGACAGUCCAGUUCAUCACUAGACUCGGUGUUUUGCAAUUUCUCUUCUUUUAUUUUUUUUAAAUCAAUUUUUAAUGUCAUCCUUAUCGCGAAGCAUGGCCACUUUUAAGAUUCACCAGGACGAAGAAAACAUCGCUCCUGUCGGCAAAUCGAAGGCGUCGACAGCGAAUUUCAACAAGCAACGCCCUGUCUUGAGUGUCAUCAGCGCCAAUUUGGACUCAGAGGCAGUGCAGAACAGGACUAAAAAAAUCAUCACUGAUCAAAUUGUAAAAGAUCCAGUGCUAAAAAUCAAGGAAACAGUGGAUGAGAGCAAGUUAAAAAAAGAGUUAUCCAAUUUGACCGUUUCUUCAGAUGAUAAGGAAAAUCCUACUGUUGCCAAAAAAGUUGUAACGCGGACACCUUUAAAAGAAUUAGUUAAAAUCCCAUUAGCAGUAGCAGAGGAUAAAAAACAAAACAAAUAUGAUUCGCCUAUGUCUAUCGAUGGUUCACCAAAAAAUAUUGAGUUAAUUGCUAGUAAAGCAAAGCUUGAAGAACUGUAUUCUUGUUUGAUAUAUAGAGAUGACAUUUAUAAAUACCUCAAACAAUUAGAAACUCAAUUUAGGCCAAAAGCGUAUUAUAUGAAACGGCAACCGGAUGUAACAUAUUCAAUGAGAACAAUUCUUGUUGAUUGGCUGGUUGAAGUUGGAGAAGAAUACAAACUUCACAAUGAAACAUUAUUUAUGGCUGUGUCUUUCCUAGACAGAUUUUUAAGUAGCAUGGCAGUCGCACGUGCCAAACUACAACUUUUAGGGACAUCUGCAAUGUUUAUUGCAGCGAAGUUUGAAGAAAUAUUUCCACCUGAGGUUUCCGAAUUUACAUAUAUAACAGAUAACACUUAUACAAAAAAACAAGUAUUAAGGAUGGAAAAUUUAAUACUGAAAGUUUUAUCUUUCGAACUUUCUGCACCAACUUGUUGUACUUUCAUUACCCACAUUGCUGCAAGCACAAAACUUCCAGACAAAAAUUUGUUUCUUGCUAUGUACAUUUGUGAAUUAACUUUGCUGGAAGCAGACCCGUACUUUGACUUCUAUCCGUCUAUUAUUGCUUCUGGUGCCAUUGCAUUGGCAAGACACUGCUUAGGUUUUAUUGAAGUAUGGCCCGUUAAUUUAGCCAGAACCACAGGUUAUACUCUUUCUCAGUUGUCUCAAGUUAUUGUACACCUAAAUGAAACUCACAAUAAGUCAUUUACAUCGAAACAUGUAGCAAUUAGGGACAAGUACAAAGCUGCAAAGUUUGAAUCAGUUUCACAAAUACCUUUUAAAAAAUUAAUAAUAAGAGAAUAACUUAAUUUGUUCAAGUAUUUACAAUUCAAAUUUGUUCGUACAGUGACUUAAGACAAAUACUGAUAAUUUGUUUGUAAUAAUUGUCUACUUUGUACUCAAUAGUAAAAUAAAUUGUUUUCAAUGAAAAUGGA